This is a messenger RNA of Phycomyces blakesleeanus NRRL 1555(-), 642 nucleotides long. RefSeq names its product C2H2-type zinc finger transcription factor. Bases 1 to 642 code for a protein of 213 amino acids. The transcript has 3 exons. NCBI's taxonomy places the organism in Eukaryota, Fungi, Mucoromycota, Mucoromycetes, Mucorales, Phycomycetaceae. The record is from RefSeq and is a predicted model, not a curated record.
AUGUUUUCUUCUAACGCCAGCCAGCAGAGAGAUAGAAUAUCUACACAGCAAUACCAAUGUGAUCAAUGUGUCUUGUUUUUUGAUAACUACCAGAAGCUGCAAAACCACAAGAGAAUUCACAGAGGAGAUUCAGCAACAAUGACUGAAAUUGACCAGUCUAUUCUGGAUGAUGUUGACAUGUACCAUGACGAAAAUGAUACUAGUAAUGAAGAUGAAUCUGUUAGCAAUUCAGAAUAUACUAUGGAGUCUAUGGAGCUUGAUAAUACUAUUUCAUAUAAGUGCGCAUGUAAUUUUGAGGACAGUGAGGGUGAAGCUCACAUUUACAGCAGCAGCCAAAUCAGUACAAAUACUUUUACCAAGGCCGAGUUGAUGAGUAUUCAUCUGUCUCAAUUGAUGCUACAGCAUAGAAUUGCUAGAGCAGCAUAUAGAGACAUUGUUCAAUUUAUAAACACUGUCAUCCGAGACCAUGACAAUAUAAUGAUGGAACCUGGGGCUAAGAUCAGUCAUGGCGAAACUGUUGAUGCUUUGCUCAAGUCAAAGUCAAGUGUCAAGGGCCAUGAGUAUGAUGUCUGCUCUAGUGGUUGUCGAUUGUAUGGCAUUAAUGACGACCAGGAAUCUUGUGUUGACUGCGGCAAACCGUGA